This is a messenger RNA of Fulvia fulva, 2403 nucleotides long. RefSeq lists its product as uncharacterized. The transcript has 2 exons. Bases 1 to 2403 code for a protein of 800 amino acids. NCBI's taxonomy places the organism in Eukaryota, Fungi, Ascomycota, Dothideomycetes, Mycosphaerellales, Mycosphaerellaceae. The record is from RefSeq and is a predicted model, not a curated record.
AUGGCCACCAUGGCCUUCCCCUCCCUUUCCUUACCUCCACUCGACGACAGCAUGGAAGUGUCAUCAUCGCCUGCGGGCAACCUGCACGACGGCGACAUCGACAUCGACUUUGACGACGACUACUACAGCAACACCGGAGGCGUUCAGCUGACCGACGACGAGCACAUGCUCGAGGAUGGCGACCCUGUACGACCACCGACUGCCACUGACGAGAUGAUGGGCGACGAUGAGAAUGUGAUCGCUGCGCCGGUCAACGAAGAAGUGAUGCAGGAUAGUGAUCAAGCUGGCCCAUUCGACCUAGCAGAUGAGGAGUUGAUUGACUAUGAUGAUGACGAUGACGUGCAGUAUGACGGUCAAGUGCCACUUGCAGAUACCAUAUUCGAGGCCACCGAGCCUUCUGUACACGAUACUGCGGCCGUUUCCAACGCGACGGGCGAAAUACAGUCACAGGUGGUGGAGCCUGCAGAUGAAGAGAUCAUACGUCAGCCCGAGGAAGAAGUGAGACUUCAAGAGGCACUGCUCGAAGAGGCAACCGCCUCGGGACUUGAGGGGACAGCACAGGUCGACAGCACCGUACAGCCGGCCACUGAAGUCGCCGCGCAGCCAGCUGAAGUGCAAGAAGCACCGGCAAACAGCGAGCAGGCUGGCGUAGACGUGCCAGAUGUACAUGGCGAGAGUAACCAGGAGUUGUACCCGCUUGAGGACGAGACGAAGGGACUGGAAGCUGUCGAGAGCGGCACCGCGGACGAUGCUGAGCCAGCAGCCACUAUUGAAGGAGAAACAGCCAGCACCGAGAUGCACUAUCGCAAGCCGCCCCCUCAGCUUCCAGGCACUCUCUACACGAGCACUCGUCAAGUUUCCGAAGGUCCGCCAACCCCGACAGACACUGGCUUACAUCCCAUGACUGUGCGCUACGGUCAUCAUGCUCUGCCUCUGUUCAAGUCUCGCAAUCAGCUUGAUGGCCUGCUCAAGAAUGACAAUCUCGCUAACGUCAGUCUCUCUGACUUGAUCAAGAGCUGCAGAGAGCGACUACCUGUGACGACGGGUGAGACUGUUUCCGACGAUCAGAAUCUUAUCCUUUGCUUUGAUACCAUGGGCCUUUUCCUUGUCGAAGAUUCUUCUGCUGCGUCUGAAAUCAGUCUUCAAGAUGUUCUGGAUGUCUAUCUGCUUUUGCACCGUAAUGACGGCUAUGAUGACGUUCCGCCACUCUCUUUGACACUCACUGUGCAGCACAAAUUUACCAGCCAUCUUGAGAUGUACAAGCAAGCAGCUUCGGAAGGAAAAGGGCUGUCCAGCUUUGCUAUCGCGCAGCUCCCAGACGAUGACCAUUACGACGAAGAAGCAGAACAAGAGGGAGCCUAUGAAGAUGCCAAUGACACUGAGCAGACACUAGUUGAGGACGUCAACGGCAACGAGGAAGAUGCCACGGCCGAGCACGAUCACGCACAAGACUUCACAGAGAAUGCCGCCGAGGGCGAACACGAGCAGUAUGAUGAGAAUAAUGACUAUGCAGAGGAAGGCGACUACUCUGGUCAGCAUGAAGGUCAAGAGUACAUCGAGGACACCAACUACGAAGAGUAUGAUGAGCACGCAGAAUAUCCAGACCCCGAGGAAGAAUUCGAUGGCAGCGCUGAGGACAGCGCUGUUGCUCCAGUGGCGGAUCACAGCGAUGCUCACACGCACGAUGAGAAUGUUAACAGCGAAGCCGUCGCACUGGACUCCGCUGCAAGUUCAGCAAACGUUCAAGCUGCUCACAAGAACGAUGUCACUGACACCGCUGCGGAGGACAGUCGCCACGAGCUCGCACCACUCACUGAAGAGCACGAUUACGCCGAGGACCUGAACUUUGAUGAAGCCUAUGCAGCUGCCCACCAUGACGAUGGCGGCCAAGAUCCAGCCACCGUGGAAGGAACUGCCAAUGAUGAGCUAGGUCUCGACUUCGGCGCGGAGGACCCAUACAAUGCGGACCUCGCAUACCCGGAACCCGAAGAGGCCGAUGUGCAGCAACACCCCGAAGCUGGAGAGGAGCUUGCUCAACACGAGGAGCACAACGAAGGCCACGCUGACCAUCUGGAAAACGGCGUUGAAGGCGAGGCUCAGCCUCAAGAUGAUGACCAAUUCCAUACUGCGUUUGACUUACUUGAUGGCGAACACCCAGAAGACGGACCAGGAGACGAGGCGCCCACGGAUGCCCAGGACCAGCCGGCCGCUACCGCUGAAGAAGUCGAGGACAACAUCAUCUUCGACGAUGACGUAGAAGAAGAUGCCUCCAAUGACAGGCCCGCAGAAGCCGCUGCGAACAAUUCCCCGCUCGGAAAGCGCUCUUUCGAAGAGCAUGCUGAUGACGACUUGUUCGACUUCGGCGAGGAAGAGCCCGACCUCAAAAAGGCACGCUCUGGCUAG